AUGGACGCCGUGGAGGUCAGAGGGACGUUCGUGCUCGAUGGAUCGGGCGCUGCCUUAAUCCAUCUCACAAAGUGGGCCGAUCAGGAGCAACUAAGCUCAUCCACAGACGUGCCCCGACAUCAUGAGCCGCAAUUCGUCGCUAGCAAGCCCCCAACAUCAGAAUUCUUUCGCGCUGUCAAGGCUGGAACUGUGGUCACGCAUCCAACUCGCAGGAACAUGACGGCCAGACAGUACUAUGUCUUGGUGAACAACAUCCAGCACAAGCACAGCAUGACGAACUUCGGUCUCGAGGGAGGGUGGUCCAAGGAUGCAUGGGAGUCUUUGCUCCAAACAAAUGCCAAAGCCAAGACAGGACGAGCCAGCAAGGCCGUGCCCGAUGUCAUUGAAGAUGGCCUUGCGGGGGUGCCAGACGCUCCUGGCCAGCAGGCGAUUGACAAUGGCAAUCAGCGAGUAGAGGAUUUGGGCCACGGUGACUCCAAUCAGAACGACUCCAAGGAGCAUAUGGGCUCAGAGGACCCAGCGGGCGAUGACGUGAUCAUGGGCAAGAACGGUAACAACGAAGACACGUUGGAGAACGGUGGAGUGGGGAAUGACGGCGAUUGGUGCGCAGAGAACAGCGGCAGUGAGAGCGAUUCCAGCCCAGCCUGCCAUCUGCCAGCACGCCUGAGCCUGUCCACUUGGGAUUGUGGUCCGCGGACAUGGCGCGACAUGUACCUCUCGGCGUUGGAGAUGAUCGAGUGGGGAAAGAAGGGCAAAUACGGUCAGCUUCGGGGUUUUGACCUCGAUCAGUACCUCGGGGAAGGUACCGAAGGUGAAGGUGUCCUGUCCUUGCAGGGACCAUUAGAGACGCCGUUGCUGACAUUGACCAAAGACUUCCUUCGCAUCCAGGCCAUCCCAGUGCAUCCUACUCGGGUCGAGGUCCUGGUAGCUGGCGCAGCGGAUGGGGAAAAGUUCGAUUGCUGUGCUUGA
Symbiodinium pilosum is the source of this 969-nucleotide messenger RNA. The record is from the annotation of a GenBank genome assembly. Lineage: Eukaryota; Dinophyceae; Suessiales; Symbiodiniaceae.